CAAACUCAUUACUAAUAUAUUUAUAGUUAUAGUCAAUACUAUAUUUUUAUCAUCAGUUUAAUUACGGGCUAAUAAAUAUUAAAUUAUUAUAUUACAAGAAGUGAUAAAAAUAAUAUGAUUGCGGAGAUAGUUCUCAGGGAACUACUUAAUAAAAGUAGGAUUAGUUCAGAGGAGACAAUAAAUCAAAUUAAAAGAAUAAUGUUUAACGAAGAGGAAGACACCGAUAUAGAAGCCCUGAGUUGGAAAGUCUCACUAUUAUGUCCGUUAAGUAAAACCCGAAUCCAAUAUCCUUGUCGUGCAAACACUUGUUCUCAUAUCCAGUGUUUCGAUGGAUUAAAAUAUUUUGAGUUGAAUGAGAAUAAGUCUGAUCUGUUUUGGGUACCGGUAUGUCCUGUCUGUAACAAAAUCAUAAGUAUAGAUAAUUUAGCUAUUGAUAGCUUAUUUAGUAAAAUAGUAAAAGAAGUGCCCAUCACUUGUAAUGAGAUCCAGUUCACUGAAGAUGGCUCAUGGAUUCCAGUGCUUAAUGAAGACGAUAAAGGAAUGAAACGAACUCAAUCUUCAGAAAUGUCUGAAACAAAAAGGCAAAAAGUUAUUACAAUCGAUGAAAGUGAUGACGAGGAGGACAUUAAUAAUAAUAUUAUCACCAACAACACCAACAACACCAACAACACCAACAAUGAUGUUCCAGUGAUGACCAACAGUUGCAAAGAGGACACCACCGACUUUAACAACAUUGAUAUGAAUGUGACUCAACAGAUAUCACCCAAUAUGUCCAAUGAAUUAUCACGGGAUCAGUCUGUCAUUUAUGUCAUAUUAACUGAUUUAUCAAAACGCAUCAAAGUUUCUCGUAUUGAUUUACCGGCAAAUUUUUAAUAUACUAUAUGAUU
Messenger RNA from Oppia nitens, 887 nucleotides. RefSeq names its product E3 SUMO-protein ligase PIAS1-like. The transcript is spliced from 4 exons. The coding region runs from base 115 to 873 and encodes 252 amino acids. Gene Ontology annotation, molecular function: SUMO ligase activity; transcription coregulator activity; zinc ion binding. The record is from RefSeq and is a predicted model, not a curated record. Lineage: Eukaryota; Metazoa; Arthropoda; Arachnida; Sarcoptiformes; Oppiidae. Gene Ontology annotation, biological process: regulation of transcription by RNA polymerase II; protein sumoylation.